This is a messenger RNA of Chionomys nivalis (European snow vole), 2409 nucleotides long. It is a transcript of the gene Adat3, whose product is annotated as adenosine deaminase tRNA specific 3. The transcript has 6 exons. The record is from RefSeq and is a predicted model, not a curated record. NCBI's taxonomy places the organism in Eukaryota, Metazoa, Chordata, Mammalia, Rodentia, Cricetidae. The coding region runs from base 132 to 1181 and encodes 349 amino acids. Gene Ontology annotation, cellular component: cytoplasm; nucleus. Gene Ontology annotation, molecular function: tRNA-specific adenosine-34 deaminase activity.
CGCAGUUAGUCCCCUGCCUCAGGGUUGUCCAAACACCGUCUAAACAGCAGUCCCAGCACGUGGGAGGCAGUGACAUGAAGAUGACCGCAAGUUUGAAGCUGAUCUGAUAGACAUGUCAAAGCUCGCUGAGCAUGGAUCCCACCGCGGGCCUCGCAGAGCAGCCUGAACCUGAGAAGACUGGAAGUGAGGAGCAAGUGCAAUGGCAAGCCCUCCCUGUCCUGUCGGAGCAGCAGUCGGGGGCCGUGGAGCUGGUGCUGGCCUAUGCUGCCCCCGUCCUGGACAAACGCCAGACAUCACGCCUCCUCCGGGAGGUGUCUGCUGUCUACCCGCUUCCAGCCCAGCCCCACCUCAAGCGGGUGCGCCCCAGCCGCAGUGCCGGGGGCGCCCACGCAUCGGAUCUGCUGUUGUGCCUGGCAGGGCCUUCCGCGGGGCCCCGCUCACUGGCCGAGCUCCUCCCCAGGCCGGCCGUGGACCCACGUGGCCUGGGCACACCUUUCCUGGUGCCAGUGCCCGCCCGGCCGCCCCUCACCCGGAGCCAGUUUGAGGAGGCGCGGGCCCACUGGCCUACAUCCUUCCACGAGGACAAGCAGGUGACCAGCGCACUGGCCGGGCAGCUCUUCUCUGCGCAGGCGCGAGCGGCCAUGGAGAGCCACAUGCGAAGGGCCGUGUGUGCCGCCCAGAGAGCAGCUGCGCAGGGCCUGCGAGCAGUGGGCGCUGUGGUGGUGGACCCAGCCUCUGACCGCGUGCUGGCCACGGGCCAUGACUGCAGCGGCACCGCCAGCCCCCUGCUGCACGCUGUCAUGGUGUGCAUUGACCUGGUGGCCCAGGGGCAGGGCCGUGGCACCUGUGACCUCAGACGCUACCCAGCUUGCUCCUUCACCCCGGCCUCCACCGCCCAGGGUGCACGUCCUGGCAGCGUGCGCAAGCUGGAGGAGGAUGAGGACAGCCUGCCCUACGUGUGCACUGGCUAUGACCUGUAUGUCACCCGUGAGCCCUGCGUCAUGUGUGCCAUGGCCCUCGUCCACGCCCGCAUCCAGCGCGUCUUCUAUGGGGCGCCCUCACCAGACGGCGCCCUGGGCACGCGCUUCCGUGUCCACGCGCGGCCAGACCUCAAUCACCGCUUCCAGGUGUUCUGUGGCAUCCUUGAAGACCAGUGCCGCCAGCUGGACCCCGACCCAUAGGCCUGGUGACCUUCUGCUUCCAGACCUCUGCGUCCCCUGAAGCUCCACGGCCUUGGACCCGGGGAACCCACCCUCUGUGUCUGUCUAAGGACACUGACCGCCUGUGUCAGCGUGUGUGGGACGCUUUCAGCCCCAAGACAGCGGCCUCCUCUCUGCUGACUGUGGCGACCAUGGGCGACGCUGGUUACAAGCCCAGUGGCUGUCUUCCAGUCCCCGUGGUCCUCCAGGCUCGGGGCAGGGAGCAGCCAUCGUGUGUGAAAAUAAAGCACCUCAAACCAAGUUCCUGUUUGCACCGAAGGGCCAGGCUGUGUGGCUUUGAAGGGGAAGGUGGCAGCCCUGCUGAGUGCAGCCAGCUCUGGAUGCUUCUAGGGGCUGUCUCUGCAGUUUGUCUGGACACCUGUUGGCCUGGGCUGUUCAUGGCCCUUCUCUGUAUCUCUCUGCUGGGGAGGCUGGGGCUUCAUAAGGGUCCGCCUGAGUGUGGUGGGCUGCUAGGCCUCUGAGGAGGACACUGCUGCCCUUAGGAGACCCGGUCUGGGGGCCCUCCCAGGCUGAGGGGACAUGGGGCUUUGCCAGUGGUGACGGCCUGCUGUGCGCCUGCUCGCCUCGGGCAGAUGUGGACAGCGGAGCCUGGCUCAGCCUAGACGUUGGGUUUGGGUUCCUGCUUGCAUCUUCAUGUCCAUGUCCUCCCUUACAACCUUCCUCCUCCAAGGAAAGCCAGGGCCUGUUGCUACUCAGGUGACCAGGAGGCAGGGUGGGGCAGGGCGAGGCUGUGAGGUGGCCCGUCUUGACACUGUGGGACUGUGUCCAGCCAGUGGCACCUGGUUGAGCAGGGCCUGGACUCUGAGACCAGGGUGGACCUGCAACUUUUCUCUGUGGCUUUGGAGUCUGUCCUGGAACUAGCUCUGUAGACCAGGCUGGUCUCGAACUCACAGAGAUCCGCCUGCCUCUGCCUCCCGAGUGCUGGGAUUAAAGGUGUGCGCCACCACCGCCCGGCUUGACCUGCAACCUUUUUACUUGAAACCUCAGGGGUGCUUCCCUGGCCUCCUCAGAGCCAUUCAGGUGGCCUCUGCCUGGGUGCCAGGCCAGCUGGUACAGCAAUGGCAGGAAAGGAGAACAACUUCCCACCGCUGCCGCGCUUUGUCCCGCUGAAGCCCUGCUUCUACCAGGACUUCUCUGAGGAGAUCCCCGUGGAGCACCAGUUUACUGUGCCACUUUGGGGGUGAACCUG